ACAUGGCGUCGUGAAAAUAUUUUCUAAUGUUUUUGAUCAAUAAAAUAAAUAAAAGUAUUUAAAAAUAAGCGAAACUAAUUAAUAAUUAUAAAUUACUAGCCUAAUUUAAAUUAAUUAAUUACACUGGUAAUAAUAAUAAAUUUUUAAAAAAUGGCGGAUGAUCGUGAAGUAUUAAAAGAAAUUUGGAAGGGAAAAAUUCCUGUUUGUUUUCAAUUGAAUGGAGAAGAAGUUUGCGAACUAACGGCACCAGAUCCAUUUUAUUUAAUGGUCCCUAGAUUAAGUUAUUUUCCUCUCUGUACUGACAAGGUUAGGAAACAUUUUAUAAAAUAUAUACAGGAAGAUAAACAAGAUAAUGAAAUGUGGCUCGAAUUUAAUGGAACUCCAUUAAAAUGGCACUUUCCUAUCGGAGUUCUGUUGGAUAUUUAUUGUAAUGACAUCGAUCUGCCCUGGAAUAUUGUCGUACAUUUUGAUAAAUUUCCCGAGAAUGUUAUAAUGCAUUGCUCUAACAAAGAAGUAGUCGAGGCGUAUUUUUUAUCCUGCAUAAAAGAGGCCGAUGUCCUGAAGCACCGAGGGACCGUAGUGUCCUCGAUGCAAAAAAAGGACCACAACCAGCUGUGGCUGGGCCUCCUCAACGACAAGUUUGAGCAAUUCUGGGCCGUGAACCACCGGCUGAUGGAAACCUCCAACGAAGAAGGCUUCAAGUUCAUUCCCUUCCGCUGCUACACCUCCGAGGAGAAGUACAUCCAGAAGCUUGUCAAGCCCGUGAACGAAGAGGGCGCCCGCAAGACCCUCAGACAUCUUCUGGACGAAGUUUUCUCCGAGGACAAAAACUCACAGAAAUCUGUUCGCACUCACGGUAUUACUCCCCCUCUCGACACUCCCCUUCAGUGGCUAUCCGAGCAUAUGAGUUACCCGGAUAAUUUUCUACACCUCUGUCUCAUUACCUAGUUAAUUAUCCCCCCCCCCUUAUAAGUUAAUUAAUUAAUUAAUUAUUUAAAUCAAAAAUUGGAUCGACUCACAUUUUUAUGAAACUUUAAUUUAAAUUGUGAUUUAAAUAUAUUUUUAUUUUUAUACGCCUUUCGUUCCGUCUAUUUAUUUAAGGAUUUUAUUAUUAUUAUUAAUUUUUAUUAUUUUAAGAAUCACUUUAAGUUACACUUAAUUAUGUAUUUAAUGUGUAAAUAAUUACAGUAAUAAAUUAUGGCUUGAAAAAUAUUUAUCAUAAUAAAUUUGGGCUAAGUUUUUGGUAGAAAGUCAGUUGCGUAAUUUUUUAUUAUUAAUUUUAUUUAUUUAAUAGAAUUAUUUUAAGAAAGUUCAAGGGUACAUGUUUUUAUUUAUUAAACUAUCAGUCUUAUGACAAAAUAUAAUGAGGUAAAAAUUGUUUAAAAUGAAAUUUCCUCUGGAAAGAGUACCCACAAGCCCUACUUAAUUCCAAAAUUAAAAAUUAUUAUAAUAAUUACGUUUUUCAAUACCCGGGAUAUUUAUCUCGAAAACUAUUGGUCCGAGGAGGAAAAGUAAUAAGUCAAAAAUUGUGGCAAAUUGAAUUUCCUCUGGAAAGAGUACCCACAAGCCCUACUUAAUUCCAAAAUUAAAAAUUAUUAUAAUAAUUACGUUUUUCAAUACCCGGGAUAUUUAUCUCGAAAACUAUUGGUCCGAGGAGGAAAAGUAAUAAGUCAAAAAUUGUGGCAAAUUGAAUUUCCUCUGGAAAGAGUACCCACAAGCCCUACUUGAUUCCAAAAUUAAAAAUAAUUAUUGUAAUCAUUACGUUUUUUAAUACUCAGCAUAUCUAUUUUGAAAACUAUUAGUCUAAGGAGGAAAAGUAAAGAGCCAAAAAUUGUAGCAAAUUAAAUUUCCUCUGGAAAGAGUACCCACAAGCUUCAUUUAUUCAUAAUAUUUACUUUAAAAAAGUAGAAAAGUAGUUUUUGGUGUUGAAUAUACAUAUAUUAGGGUGCCCAUUAUUUCCCAAACCCAUUUUUAUUUACCGAACGCCCCCUGAAUCUUUGAAAAUUUCUUAAUUUAAGCUUAGUCAGAAUAGCUUCCUAGAACCGCAAAACCUCAAGAUCUGUUAGAAAUUAGAUUUUCGAAAAUCAGACCAAAACCAAUAAGCGGCGAGUUGUGGUUACGACAUUUAAUUUCUUGUUCGAUUGAAACUGAUAAUUUUUAAACAGCUUCCAAAAUAUCAAACUGCGAAGUAAACAACAACUAUUAUCGUCUAUUUCCUAAAAAAAUAUAAAAAUAAACUAAUUCCACAGGUAUUGCUCAAUAUAUUUAUUUAUUCCAUAAUUCAUAACCGAAAACAUCGCAACAAUCAAUUAUAGCAGUGCGUUGUUGAUUAAUUAUUUGGCUUGAACAUUCUCUGGAAGACUAGGCAGGAACGCAUCUGAAAUAUCUGCAUACCGCAUUGGUUAAGUCCCGACACUGAGAAUCCGAAACACAGACA
Microplitis demolitor is the source of this 2437-nucleotide messenger RNA. It is a transcript of the gene Atg5, whose product is annotated as autophagy protein 5. Gene Ontology annotation, cellular component: phagophore assembly site membrane; Atg12-Atg5-Atg16 complex; cytoplasm. The record is from RefSeq and is a predicted model, not a curated record. Lineage: Eukaryota; Metazoa; Arthropoda; Insecta; Hymenoptera; Braconidae. Gene Ontology annotation, biological process: nucleophagy; autophagosome assembly; C-terminal protein lipidation. The coding region runs from base 151 to 948 and encodes 265 amino acids. The transcript has 3 exons.